GCACUCGAUGCCUCAUUCCGCCACGGUCGAGCCUGCCGAGAGGGGGGUUUCUGUUCAACAGCGCUGCUGCAAUCCUUUCAUUUGGAAACUUGAACAGAAUUUAUAUUUAUAACAAACAUCACUGUUUUAUUUAUUUUAAGUAAACGUUAUUAUCUAGCUAACUUCAUAAGUAACCGUUGGCUCAAGGUAGUAAUUUGUACAGAAUAAGAGAAGCUAAGUUAACGUUACAGUUACAUUAGACCCGGGUCGUGCUAACAAAGAAAAUCCUUUCUCUUCAGAAAUAAUCCCCCACUACUCUCUUUUAGUUAUGAGUCAUGUGGUCGUUGAUAAUCCACACGGUCUAGAUCAGCAGCUUGCUGCCCUAGACUUGAACUCUGCUGAGGGACAAGGCGGAGGAACUGGCAGACGUUACAUUCCACCUCACUUGAGGAACAAAGAUGCUUCCAAAAAUGGAAAUGCUUAUUCCGCUGGUAGACAGUGCGGUUAUUCAGUGGCACCAGUAAAUCUCUAUUCAUCCGGAUGGGAUGGUGGACGCAGCAAUGGAUUUGUGAAUGGUUACCAUGACAACCGCACCAACGGGGGCUUUGGAGGGCGUGGACCCCCUCGCAAUGAUAGAGGUGGGCGUGGCGCCUACCGUGGUAACAGGGGUGGAGGCUCGUUUAAUCAACCAUUACAGAAUGCAGGGUUUGGCAAUUAUGACAACAAAGAUGGCGGCUGGGGAGGACCUCCAAGGGAUGCUGCCUUCAACAGCUUUGGGGGGCGUUCUGAUAGGUCCAAGUCGGCCUUCUUUAAUGAUCGUGGGGCAGGCUCAAGGGGAAGGUAUGAGCGUGGCGGCUUUGCUGGAGGCGGAAACAGCCGCUGGGUGGAGGAGUCCAGAGACGAAGAUUGGUCCAAGCCUACUGCUCCCAACGAGCGCCUGGAACAUGAACUGUUCUCUGGGAGCAACACUGGCAUAAACUUUGAGAAAUAUGAUGAUAUUCCUGUGGAGGCCACUGGAAGCAACUGCCCGCCUCACAUUGAAAGUUUCCACGAUGUGGACAUGGGGGAGAUUAUCAUGGGUAACAUCAACCUGAGUCGCUACACUCGUCCCACUCCAGUGCAGAAGCAUGCUAUUCCCAUCAUCAAGUCCAAGAGAGACCUGAUGGCUUGUGCCCAGACUGGUUCUGGUAAGACUGCUGCCUUCUUGCUGCCGGUGCUGAGUCAGAUCUACACUGAUGGUCCAGGAGACGCUCUGCAGGCCAUCAAGAACAGUGGACAGGAGAAUGGAAGAUAUGGACGUCGUAAGCAGUACCCACUCUCCCUUGUCCUGGCUCCCACCAGAGAGCUGGCCCUGCAGAUCUAUGACGAGGCGAGGAAGUUUGCAUACCGAUCACGUGUGCGUCCCUGCGUGGUGUAUGGCGGUGCUGAUAUUGGCCAGCAGAUCAGGGAAUUGGAGAGAGGCUGUCACCUGCUGGUUGCCACACCUGGUCGCCUUGUCGACAUGAUGGAGAGGGGCAAGAUUGGUCUGGACUACUGCAACUACUUGGUCCUUGACGAGGCUGACCGCAUGUUGGACAUGGGUUUUGAGCCACAGAUCAGACGCAUUGUGGAGCAGGAUACAAUGCCACCCAAAGGCAUCCGUCAGACCAUGAUGUUCAGUGCCACCUUCCCCAAAGAGAUCCAGAUCCUCGCUCGUGACUUCCUGGAGGACUACAUUUUCCUGGCUGUUGGGCGUGUAGGUUCCACCUCAGAAAACAUUACCCAGAAGGUGGUCUGGGUAGAGGAGACUGACAAAAGGUCCUUCCUUCUUGACCUGCUCAAUGCCACAGGCAAGGACUCGUUGACUCUGGUGUUCGUGGAAACCAAGAAAGGAGCCGAUGCCCUGGAAGACUUCCUUUACCACGAGGGUUAUGCCUGCACCAGCAUCCAUGGAGAUCGAUCCCAGAGAGACAGAGAGGAAGCUCUGCAUCAGUUCCGCUCUGGGCGAUCCCCCAUCCUGGUGGCUACAGCUGUGGCUGCUAGAGGUCUGGACAUCAGCAAUGUGAAGCACGUUAUUAACUUCGAUUUGCCCAGUGACAUUGAGGAAUACGUUCACCGUAUUGGCCGUACGGGACGUGUGGGCAACCUUGGUCUGGCCACGUCGUUCUUUAACGACAAAAACAGCAACAUAACCAAAGAUUUGCUGGACAUUCUGGUGGAGGCCAAGCAGGAGGUUCCCUCCUGGCUUGAGAGCCUGGCCUACGAGCACCAGCACAAGAGCAGUAGCCGUGGACGCUCUAAGAGGUUCUCUGGUGGUUUUGGAGCUAGAGAUUACCGUCAGACACCUGGAGGCUCUGGAAACUUCAGCAGCAGCCGUGGAGGACGCAACACUGGAGGACAUGGAGGGAACCGUGGCUUUGGUGGAGGUGGCUUUGGUGGCAACUUCUAUGGUAAUGACGGCUACGGAGGAAAUUACAGCCACUCUGGUAGUGUGGAUUGGUGGGGUAACUAGUCACCAUAGGAGUAGGUUGCCAUGCCAACCCAACCCAAUGGAAACCACAUGUUAACUUAAGCCAGACCAUAACAACCCUCCCUGUGUAGCUUCACUGACACACAGUACAUUACCAACCCUGGUUCUCUGCCGUUCGCUUCUCUCAAAAUGAAGUGUAGCACGACGCAAAGGAAAGUCACCAGCACGUGCAAUGCACCGGAGACCGCAGAGAUUUGCACACCUCAGAGUGAGCAUGGAUGCUGACAUGCAUUGUCCGAUAGCAACCUCGGACUUUCAUUGUUAGAAGUAUUUUUGUUCUUUUUGUGGAAAAAACCCAAUUGAAUAACCUGAGGAUCAUUUGUAUGUUAAUGUACUGUGCCUUUUGAAUUUAAACAGGAAAUCUGUGUUUUCAUUUCACCAGAUGAACAUGGCCAAGAGCUCUAAAUUUGUUUUUACUAUUAUUUUUGUUUGGUGAAAAAUAUUAGAAAGGUAAAAAAAAAAAAAAAAAAAAAAAAAAAGCUUAGACUUAAUCAAACCUUGGCAAACACUGGGACAUUGUGGCUCUCGAGUCAUGAUUCCAUUUGAACUUCAAAUUUAUUGCAGAAACAUCAUGUAGCCUUUUCUACAAACAGCUAAUGGAGCCAUUACUAUAUCGAAUACAAACUGGGCCACUCUGUGAAGCAACCGUAUUUUAAUUCUAAGGGACAAAGUUACAUUUGUUUGUUCUUUUUUGCUCACUCUAUCCUGGACAGGCUCCUUUUUAUGGAUAUGGUAGUCUUUGAAAUAGCCAUUCCUAUUGUAAUCUUAAGAAACACAGAAGUCAUUAAGCUCAGUGCCAACAAUCGCUGAGGUUUAAACAAGAAUAAUCAAUGCUGGAACUUGUUACUCCACAUUUUUCAAUUGACUUGACAGUGUUAUGGCAGCUAGUAUGUUACCAAGUGCUAGCUACAUAAAGUGGGCGGUGUUUUUUGUUUGUUUUUACUUGAGACAUUUUUGGUGCAGGUGUGUGCAAAAUUGAAAAACUCAGUCAGUUUUUUGAUUUUUGUUUUUUUGGGGGGGGGGAUUGUUUCUCUACAAAUAUGUAUCAAAACAAAAAAUGCCUGCCAUCUUGAAAGUGAAGUUCAAAGUGGCUGCAUAAAGGACCACAGCAUCGGGAGGGCAUAGCGUGGUGUUAGUGUUUACUGAAUCGACUGACCACCGCGUGGCCCACAUGGUAUUCUACGCUUGCAAGUGUUUUGUUUUUUGGUCAAGGAGAAAGGACAAGUGAACUGAGUCGCAGGCUUAACUUAAUUACAAACGUUUUCUCUUUUCAAGCUGCGUUGGAGGCAUGGUUCAUCUUUAAGAGACAGGCAGGAGAAUGAUCACUGAGGUUUAUCAAUUAAACAGGAACAGAGCGGGGUUGAGCAGCACUCCGACCACCGGGGUUAGGGAAUCUAGGGUAGGCGUGGGGCGCAGUUUUCAGUGCACCGCUGUUGUCAGUGGCUUUGGUUUCCAUUGCUGCAUAGUGUAACUGUGGAGGCGGCCAAAGAUGAGGGAGUGUCCACUUCCUUAUGGAACAUUAAAGUACUGUCAGGUCCUCUGGGAGUUCAUCUGCUCUGUCAUGUAUAAAAAUCUGUGGCUUUGUAAAGCCAGAGCAGGCUUUUCCUCUCAAAGAGGAGCAGCCAUCGAGAGGAGGAGAGAUGGGGGCGUUUGACCUCAAAAUGCUCCAGUUUUCUCAACGGGUGUGUUGUGCCUUGAAAACUUUUUUUUAAAGAAAUUGAACUAAAAGUGGAUGCACUGACAGUGUUGAGAACUUGAGAUUGAAUGGUGCUACUUGAUUUAGGUGUGUAGACCCUUGUACGUCGUGCCCAUCAAGUUUUACAAAAGUUAUUUUAUUGCACAUCUAGAGUUUUAUAUAGAUGUCUUGGAUGAUAUGUGUCCUUAAGCUUCCAAAUAUUGUGUGUGAGGAGAUUGUGAAAAACGCAGCUUGUUUACAAAGGGGAAGGGUUCUCAACGUUUAAACCAGGAUUUAUUUGGGACCAGGGGAUUUAGCAGUUGGGGGAAUUUAGCCAUUUGCACAGAUUUCUAGAUUCUACUUUUGCUGCUAGUUUUGUGUAAUUUAUUAAGCAUUUUUGACAAAUAUUUAUUUUUGUAAGCCUCAAAGUGAUUCUUUGAAAGUUUCAGAAACUUGACCAAAAGACAGUACAAAAAACACUGGCACUUGAAUGUUGAAUGUCACCUGUAUGCGUGAAAUUUAUAUAUUUCGGGGUAGUGUGAGCUUUUUAAUGUUUAAGAUACAUUGGACUCAGUAAAUAUCCACAGCUGUUUCAGGGCCUCCUCAGGGCCAGUCAUCUCUACUAGAUUAUACUAAUUGGUCAACGAAAUUUGAAAUGGAAUUGAACAAACAUGCCAAGGUUUGGAAUGAAGCUGUCAAAAGAGCAAAUAAAUUUCCUAAGCAUAUCAGUGCAGAAGUGUUCAGAUUCUCCAAUUGUGUGCAUUAUUGAUUCUUUACUCUAAUUUGACCUGAUAAUUAUUUUUCUCCAGUGAAUGUCUGGCACAUGGCAAUCCUUAAAGAAACAAACAUGUGGUUUAUUCUCAUUGUUGUAUUUGCAUAUAUUAAAACUCUGGAGUUCUCCUUGAAUGUGGAGCACGUCUACAGCAUUGAUUUCCAAAGCAGCCAUCAGUGCCGUUUGGGAUGAACAGCAGGCUCUGUGCAGGCAGAACCCGAGACCUGUUCCACGUCCACUAGAGAACCCUAGAGCUCUUUAGAUGUAGACUUUGCUUUCUGUAUUAGCUUAUAGGCUACUGCACUGCAUGGGAAAUACUCAGCUGUGCAAUUGUAUGAUUUUACCAAAUAAAAUGUUUGAAUGCAAAAUUAUCUGGAAGAAUCCAGCAUGUUUCCUGAAGACUUGUUUACUGUAGUUGUGCUGAGAAGACCUGUAGCAAGCGGUCUGUCGCCCUGUGUGGAUACGGGGCAGGCGGGCGGCAAAAUCCAAAUUGGUAUAGAUUGGAUGGGCUUAAUUUCUUUUGAAGAAAAUAUAUAAAGAUUUCAUUUGUAAAUUCAA
This is a messenger RNA of Thunnus maccoyii (southern bluefin tuna), 5493 nucleotides long. RefSeq names its product DEAD-box helicase 3 X-linked a (gene ddx3xa). Lineage: Eukaryota; Metazoa; Chordata; Actinopteri; Scombriformes; Scombridae. The transcript is spliced from 19 exons. Gene Ontology annotation, molecular function: RNA helicase activity; ATP binding; RNA binding. The record is from RefSeq and is a predicted model, not a curated record. The coding region runs from base 308 to 2470 and encodes 720 amino acids. Gene Ontology annotation, biological process: cell differentiation; gamete generation. Gene Ontology annotation, cellular component: nucleus; P granule.